Molecule: messenger RNA, 1959 nt
Organism: Corylus avellana
Lineage: Eukaryota; Viridiplantae; Streptophyta; Magnoliopsida; Fagales; Betulaceae
Source: RefSeq, a predicted model, not a curated record
AUGGCUGAAUUUGCCUCUACCAUCGCAGAAAAUAUCUUGGGGAAGCUAGGAUACCUUGUUCAUGAAGAGCUCCGGUUGGUAUUGGACAUCAAAAGCAAGCUGACAGACCUUCAGGGCACCAUGACAACCAUUAAAGCCGUGCUCUUGGAUGCUGAAGAGAAGCAAUCUAGCAAUCAUGCGCUGAGCAUUUGGCUAAGGCUGCUCAAAGACAUAUUUUAUGAUGCCGAGGAUGUGCUGGAUGGAGUUGAGUGCGAAGUUUUAAGGAAGCAAGUGGUCAGAACACAUGGGUGCUCUAGCAAGGAGGUAUGUGAUUACUUUUCAUGUUGUAGCGACCUUGCAUUUCGUUUUCAACUGGGUCACAAAAUCAAGAACAUUAGGGAGAGGUUAGACAACAUUGUAGCUGAUAAGGAUAAAUUUAAUCUUGUUGAACGAGUUGAAGAUAGACAUGUCGUGUAUGUGAGAAGGGACAUGUCCCACUCAUUUGUUCGUCCUUCAGAAGUCAUUGGUAGGGAGAAUGAUAAAAAAAAGAUAAUACAGCUUUUGUUGCACCCAGAUGCUAAUAGAAAUGUCAAUGUAAUUCCUAUUGUUGGUAUUGGAGGGAUGGGGAAGACCACAAUUGCUAAGUUGGCAUACGAUGAUAAACUUGUAGCUAAGCAUUUUGAAUUGAGAAUGUGGGUUUGCGUAUCUGAGGAUUUUGAUGUUAUUAGGUUAAUAAGAGAAAUUCUUGCGGAAUCUGGUGUUAGAAUUGAUGAAAAGUUGAGUAUAAAUGAGUUGCAAACCAAGUUGAGAGAAAAGUUAAAGAAUAAGAGAUUUUUACUCGUCUUGGAUGAUGUUUGGAAUGAAGAUCUUAAUAAAUGGAUUGAAUUGAGAGAUUUGCUACUUGAUGGUUCCAAAGGAAGUAGAAUUUUAGUGACAACACGUGGUAAUAAGGUUGCCUCCAUUAUGGGCACUGUUUCCACAUAUGAUUUAAAGGGUUUAUCCGAAAAGGAUUGUAUGUCUUUGUUUGUGAAAUAUGCAUUUAAAGAAGGGGAAGACAAAAAAUAUCCAAACCUCUUAGAAAUUGGAAAAGAAAUUGUGGAAAAAUGUAAAGGAGUUCCAUUGGCAAUAAGGACUUUAGGCAGCUUACUUUUUUCAAAGGUUGAUGAACGGGAAUGGAAAUUUGUGAGAGACAACGGGAUAUGGAAAUUAGAGCAAAAGGAGGGUGAUAUUUUACCUGCAUUAAAACUAAGUUAUGAUCAAAUGUCAUCUCACUUGAAGCAAUGCUUUGUUUUUUGUUCUCUUUUCCCUAAGGAUCAUGAAUUCGAUAGUGAGCAAUUGAUUGCAUUUUGGAUGGCACAUGGACUCCUUCAUAAUAGUCAAAAUAUAAGGUUGGAAGAUGUUGGUGACAUGUAUAUCAGAGAGUUGUGGUCCAAAUCUUUCUUCCAUGAUGUUACUAAUUUCUCCUGGUGCUAUAGGUUUAAGAUGCACGAUCUCGUCCAUGAUCUUGCACUCAAGGUUGCACAAGAAGAGUGUUCAAUAGUCGACACUCACACCCAAAACAUUGCUGGAACAGUUCGCCAUUUGUCAUUUUCACAUAAUUGUCAACAAGUUCCACAUUACUUUUACAAGUUAAGUCGUGGUGUGCGGACCACUUUGUUCCAAACCAAACAACAAGAGCCGGCCUUAGUUGAAGCAUGCAUCUCGAGAUUCAAGUGCUUGCGGGCGCUUGACUUAAGUCAUUCAUCUUUUGAGGUGUUGUCAAGCUUUAUCAGUACUUUGAAACAUUUGAGAUAUCUAAACUUAGCUGGAAAUGUCAACAUCAAGAAACUUCCUCAUUCCAUUUGCAAGCUAUACAAUUGGCAGACUUUACUACUUCAUGGAUUUUUUGCAUAUAUCUCACUGUCCGAAACUAGAAGUUUUGUUUCGAGGGAUGGACGGGUGCCUUACCAACCUGACUACCUUAAAGACCCUUGUAAUUGA